Dendrobium catenatum is the source of this 937-nucleotide messenger RNA. Its product is annotated as 50S ribosomal protein L6, chloroplastic. Gene Ontology annotation, molecular function: rRNA binding; structural constituent of ribosome. Gene Ontology annotation, cellular component: ribosome. The transcript is spliced from 3 exons. Bases 124 to 804 code for a protein of 226 amino acids. Gene Ontology annotation, biological process: translation. Lineage: Eukaryota; Viridiplantae; Streptophyta; Magnoliopsida; Asparagales; Orchidaceae. The record is from RefSeq and is a predicted model, not a curated record.
GAUGGGGCAUUCGCGCUUAGAGCAUAAGAAUAGAAGAUAAGAGAUAGCUGCAAUUAGCUUACAGGCCGACACUUCGAACGCGGCGGGAGGGGUUCUCGACAGCUGGGGAGGUGGCAACUGGUCAUGGCGUCGUUAUCUCCUUCAAUCCAUUCGUCGUGCAAUUUAAAAUCUGCAUUUCUUGGAGAGAUAAGUCGGAUACGUUUAUCAUGUCUUCCUGUCUCCAAGGAGGGGCUCCUAAUUAAGCCAGUGCAAUGCAAAGAAUCUAGGAUCGGAAAGAGGCCAAUUGAAGUGCCUUCUAGCGUGAAUAUCACAAUGGAAGGGCAGGAUGUAAGGGUUAAGGGACCAUUGGGUGAACUUUCUUUGACUUUACCUCGAGAAGUCAAACUGGAGCGACAGGAAUCUGGACAGUUAAGAAUGUUCAAAGCCUUGGAAACUAGAAGAGCAAAUCAGAUGCAUGGCCUUUUCAGAACCCUUACUGAUAACAUGGUGCUUGGCGUCUCAAAGGGAUUCGAGAAGAGAUUACAGUUGGUUGGCGUCGGUUAUCGAGCUGUGUUGGAAGGAAAAGAUCUGGUUCUGAAUUUAGGGUUUUCACAUCCAGUGCGAAUGGCGAUUCCAGAUGGGCUGCAAGUGAAGGUGGAAGAAAACACCAGAAUUGUGGUGAGUGGUUACGACAAAUCUUCCAUUGGCGAAUUUGCUGCCACCAUUCGGAGCUGGAGGCCGCCUGAGCCAUACAAGGGGAAGGGAGUCAGGUAUGCCGAUGAAGUCGUGAGAAGAAAAGAAGGAAAGGCUGGAAAAAAGAAGUAGAAAUCAGGUACCGUAUUGCGCGAUCACUAUCUCUGCAAUCUGCCAUUUUUUUUCCUUUUCAUGUUGUAAUUUACAUUGCCACGAAGCUUGCUGUUUAUUUUGAAAUGGAAGUGAAUUCAGGCCCUUCUCUUUU